GGAUUCCUGUGGGGCCGGGGUGCGCGAGCGAGGGACGCCGCCGUUAUGGUCCGUCCGUUGUACUGCAUCGUCGCAGUGUCCCAGAACAUGGGCAUCGGCAAGGACGGGACCCUGCCCUGGCCCCCGCUCAGGAACGAAUUCAGGUAUUUCCAGAGAAUGACCACAAUGUCGUCCGUAGAAGGUAAACAGAAUCUGGUGAUUAUGGGUAGGAAGACUUGGUUCUCCAUUCCUGAGAAGAAUCGACCUUUGAAGGACAGAAUUAAUUUAGUUCUCAGUAGAGAACUGAAGGUACCUCCACCAGGAGCUCAUUUUCUUGCCAAAAGUCUUGAUGAUGCCUUGAAACUCAUUGAGCAACCAGAAUUAGCAAAUAAAGUAGACAAGGUUUGGAUAGUAGGAGGCAACUCUGUUUAUAGGGAAGCCAUGAGCCAGCCAGGCCAUCUUAAACUGUUUGUGACAAGGAUCAUGCAGGACUUUGAAAGUGACACGUUUUUUCCAGAAAUUGAUUUAGAGAAAUAUAAACUUCUCUCAGAAUACCCAGGUGUUCUUUCUGAUGUCCAGGAGGAAAAAGGCAUUAAGUACAAAUUUGAAGUAUAUGAAAAGAAUGAUUAAUGUGAAGGUGUUUUCUGACUGUUUCAAGUUGUUCCUUCCCCUCUAAAAAAUUAUGUACUUUUACAUUAAAAAAACGACUCGUGGACUUUA
Carlito syrichta (Philippine tarsier) is the source of this 699-nucleotide messenger RNA. RefSeq names its product dihydrofolate reductase (gene DHFR). Gene Ontology annotation, molecular function: dihydrofolate reductase activity; NADP binding. The transcript is spliced from 6 exons. Gene Ontology annotation, biological process: dihydrofolate metabolic process; tetrahydrofolate biosynthetic process; glycine biosynthetic process. NCBI's taxonomy places the organism in Eukaryota, Metazoa, Chordata, Mammalia, Primates, Tarsiidae. Gene Ontology annotation, cellular component: mitochondrion. The coding region runs from base 46 to 609 and encodes 187 amino acids. The record is from RefSeq and is a predicted model, not a curated record.